GCGCUACGGAGCUCCGCAGUAGAAUCGUUAGUGUGGCGCCAGUGGCCACCGUCAGGCAACAACAGCCAGCGCCAGUCGUAACAAAUAGUGGCGGACGGAAAGUGGUGGUGCUGCUGCUGGUGCAAGUGCUCUUCGACCAACUUGCACAACGCCAAACGGAUACAGCGGUUGGGACAGUUUUGUGUAUUGUGAAAGAUAUUGUUCACGUCUAGUGAAUUCCCAGUCCGGAUACGUUGAGUGCUAGUGUAUACCCUGAGGAAUACGUGCUGCUUGUGCUUUGUUACCCGAUUGGAUACUAAUAAUCAUAACAAGGGUGGCUUAAUCGCCCGGCCAGUGUUCUUGGAUGGCUACCACCUAGCAUUACGCUAGUGCAAAAAGCUUCACCUGGAUACUUCACCGGACCAUAGGCGGACUGGCGUUGGCAAGCCGGUAACUUCAAUGGAGUCUACAUAGGGAGCACAGCUUCACAGGGGUAGCAACCCUAAUCCCAAAAAGGAUCAAGAAAAACCGACACAGAACGCAAUGGCAGGCUCCUGCAACGGACGGCCAAAUCUGGCCUCAGUGAAUCCGAGCCUUACAUGUGCGCUCUGCAAAGGCUACCUUGUCAAUGCCAUGACGCUGAUCCGAUGCAUGCACUCAUUUUGCAAAAGCUGCAUCCACAGGCACCUGGAUACGAGUAGCGCGUGCCCAACCUGCCAGCAGCGUGUGUUUCGGAGCCGCAUGGAUCUACAUAUGGUGCCGGACACGACAAUUCAGUCGAUCGUGUAUAAGACAGUGCCAGGAUUAUACGCCAAUGAAAUGCGCCGCCGACGGGACUUCUAUGAGUCCCAAGAAGAGCCGACCGAAGCAUUUGCUGAAAAAUUGGCUUGUGGUGAAGACCGUGGAUUCCCUAGCCGUAACAUCUUCACCAAAGACGAUAGCAUAUCGCUCAUUCUUGAGCAUCGUCAAGACGAAGUCGGAUCCCAAAAACUGGAUGAUAGGCAUUUGAGCUGUCCGGCUGAAGUUCCUGUAUGGGUGGUUAUAAAGUUAAUUAAAAAUAAGUUUGCCCUACCAGCCCCAUUAGCAGUUCAUCUACAUCUAGAAAAGAAGGGCAUUAACAAAUCUGGGAAAAACAGUAAACGCGCAGCAAAGGAUCACGCAGAGCUGUUGGAGCAAGAUCGAUUACUUCUUGACCCAGAUCUUACACUUAUCGACGUAUGUUACAUUGCUGACUAUAAGUUUGAAGCGCCCCUUAGACUCAGUUUCAAGUUCGUCCGGUACGAUCCAAGUCUUAACGGUCGGACUCAAUGUGAAUCACCGGCAACACUUCUUCAACAGAAGAAACAAUUUAGCGUCCCAUGGAAUGGCGUUUCAACCACUAGUAAUGGUCACUCGUGCAUAAACGGAACCGUGGAUUACGCUAAGUACAAAGUGGACACAAAAAGCAUCGAUAUGGCGCGAGGCGCGCUGCUCAAGGGUAGAAUUAGCAACAACGGCGGUUCUACCAAUGGAACAAACAAGAAUAAAACGUACUCGAGGGCAGGUAGUACAGCUGCGACAGCUGCAACUGUUACGCAUAUGGGACAUCUAUCCCAACUCAAAUCUCUACCUCUUACCGCUGUUUUAAGCAGCUGCAACGGCGAGAAUACUGGCGACUCAACGGAAGAAGAGGAAGCUGAUAACGACUGGGACUCAAAUGUUUCAACCACCAUCGACCGGACAUUGACCACGCAACAACAACAACAUCAGCAACAACAACAACAGCAGCAGGCGGCAAAUAGCCACCUGAAUCACCUAAAUCAUUCUGCCUCAAGUCUUCAGCCGAUUAAUGGAAAUGUAAACAGUUGUGGUCAAGCGUAUUCCCUCAAUCGGUCUCAUCAAACAGCUUCUUCCAUGGCGUCUCCGGUCGCCGUGAGCUCCUCGAAACAUUCCAAGCUGCAGACUCUGCCAAUGUUCUUAGGCCAAUCUCAGAUGCUGAAUCCCGAAGACGACACUGGAGCACGCUAUCACGAAGAAAAGAAUUCGCCGAUAGUCACGCGGCCGCAAGGUCUCAAGGUCACCGACCAACUUGGCCAAGCACAACCUGUAAUGCAACAGAUAUUAGUGUCCUCGCUUGAUAACAAGAUGGCAAAGCCCGUCGAUAAUAGCAAAGCACCGUACCCUGCAGGUAACAAACAGUCAACUACAGUGCCAAUGGUGCAACACUCCUCCACUUCUGUAGCCCAUCAGAAGUAUAGCCAAGCUAAUGCAAAGGCCAGUCAUAAGCCGGUUAGCGCAGCAGCAAUACAAAACAAACAGAUAGGCCCAAGCCAUACCACUGCCAAAUCUUUAGCUAACCCCCUGGCGACGUCACCGACGAAUGCAUCCGCUUCGAUAGUAGAAGGCAAGUCGCCGACAGUACUAAAGAUUAAGCUAAACAUAAGGCCCAGCGCGGGUGAGACGCUUUCGGUGGCAUCGCCACCAUCCGUUCGGGACCAGCGCCAAUCAUCGGCGGAAAAAACAACUGCCGCCUCGAACAGCAACGGUGUUGCGGCAGCUGUUCCUACUGUGUCAUUCCCGACGACCAGCAAAGAAUACCGUUCGGUAACGUCAAUCAAGAUUAAACCUCUCGUCGCGCCCUCGGGACCCGUGACGCGUAAGACACCUUCGCCGCCAGUAGUGAAUGCGAGAGAUUCUCGUGCUGCCGCUUUGGACGCACGCAAGAAGCGAAAGCUCGAGGAGGAAGCUAGAAAACUUGAUGAACAAAAAGCAAAGAAAGGAAAGAAAAAAUCCUCCGCGCAGCCGGUCAUUAAUGGAACACCAUUCGUACCCGUUCAACAUAAGGACCUAUUAACCACUCAUAGCUUCGGUUGGGGUAGUGCAGCAAUCCUAUGGGAGUCCCAGCUUCGCAUUCCUUCUCCCUUGAUUGUUCCUUUUACGGUGUCCUUUGCCAGACACCAAAGGAAGUGUCUCAAGCAGACGGACAGAAAAGAGCGCUCCUUGAGCCUAUCUGCAAAGCGCUUUAAAUUUGCACAAGACGUCAAUAAGCAGGACGUGUUUCUAGAGAGAAACUUUGGUUUGCGCAGGCAGACGCGCGUGGUGAAAGAGCCCCAAAACCGCAUCUGGCGCCGACGCCGUCAUGUGUCACCCCCUCCAGUGCAAGUUAAGCUGGCACCGCCCGAUUUCGCAAUGUCGCCCGUCCUCGAGAGUGUUUUAAAAGCCAUUGCUUUAGAAGACGCAAGCGACAUCAACUCGGCUGAAUCUAGGACCACUCCCCCAGUGGCUUUGCGGUUCGACACUUCUGAAUCAGCUCUUCAGAAGUCGGAACUUUUUUUAGAGACAACUCGUUCGGAAAACGGUACGAACAGCGACGUCGGCGCUGGCGUAUUCCGGAUGGAAUUCCCCGGGGAUUUAGGCGCAAACGGCAAUACGAGCCGCGGAACACCGGUUGAAACAGCGAUAGUGGCCAGUCCUGCGCCUCUUGAGCGGCGUGUCUCAUCGUCAAGCAAUUCUGAAGUUAAAUUCAGUAUCAAUAGCAUUCUCUCGAGUGAUCUCGGUGUUGGUCAUAAAAAGGCCACAAUUGAAGCCAAACCCGAAACUGAACGCCAACCAAACAUACAUGGGAUGAUUGAAAGUUAUCUCGCUAACUUGAGCAAAUUCUUUUGCAUCCUUGAAUCAUGCAAACCAAACGUGCGGGCCAGUUUACAAGCUGCGUGUUCUGAGAAGAAAGUUGUUUUGAUAAAGAUACUCGCCAUUCUUCGCAACGUGAGCUUAGCUAUGGCUCCUACCCAAAGCGACAAAGUCCUCGAACUUGCGGUACUUAUUCAGAGGCACCUGCUAGCCAGUGAUCUUGUCCGAUCUGCAGGAGUGCAAAAAAUACAAUCGGACACGGCCUCCCAGAACGUAUCAGAGUGUAAUACGACGAAAAAGGCUUGCCGUAUCUACGAUGUAAAUAGAAAUCAACUGCCUUUAGACGGAGUGUCUUCCUGUGCAGAACAGAAGAUGACACCCCCUCGUCUAGUCAGUGAAUCACCGGGAACAUCAGUUUCGGCGGAGCCCACGGUUCAGACUUCCACCCAUCUGUGUUCGCCCACCAUCGUACGCCAGGUAUCUGGCCACGGGACACAGAGGAAACCAUUUCAAAUGCAAGAACUCCUCGUGAAGGAACUGGCGUCCGCGUUGAAGCGAUCUAUGCCCUCAAGCGAGCAGGAGCAGAAAUCAGCCUUUGAACUGAUCACUAUCAAGCGCUCAUCAUCAGUAAGUAGCCUCAAUACAUCGGACGGCUCGGAGAACUUUGGAGACGGCGAAGUGGAACCGAACCGAUGGGAAGACGUCGAAGUGAUUCCACCGCCCCGGCCAUGGCCCGGAUGCCCAUCUGAAGUGUAAACCAAACGAUCGAAUAACCUCAGUUACAAGUUUCUUUUAUCACUUAUUGGUGCCUGCGCGGUAUCGAUCGAGAUUCGCUCGACCACUAUCCAGAACUUCCAACGAUGUGCUAUUGUAUUCCGCUCAGAGAGGACUGAGAGGACUAUUCGAACCGAAUUGGGCAUAGUUGAACGUAGAGCAUGUGGUCUGCGGCGAAUCGAACGUGAUUGAUUGCAAAUUCCCAGGAUAGAAGUUAUGUGUUUAACAUGCGGAGUGAAGAAAACAAUAAGCUUGAUCUAAAGGGAGGCGCCUCACGGAGAGAAGAAGGUAAAGGCUGCUAAUGAUUUGUCGUUGGUCGACUGGACCCUUACAGGAGUAUAACAAUAGCGUAAUUAUUAUUUAUUUGAAUGUGCGAAUAUUAACUAAAAAAAGUACACACACGCACAAAAGGAAAGAAACAGAACACACGUAUGUAGUUGGAUGUUGCCGUAUGCUGCCGGCCUACUUUGCCUUUUUACUUUUAGCCGUUCCGCAAACAUGUACUCCCCAGCUCCGCAAAAAAAAGCGAUAACUAAUAAUAACGGGUCUACUAUCUGGAUAAUCGUCUCGCGUCAUUUGCUAACAAACACAUAAACAUCAUUUUGCCGCACUGUGUCUUCUAUUAUUUUAUAGAAUAUUUAUAAUCUACUAAUCGUUGGACAAUUAAGGUACGAAAAUACCGCAGCCAUCCAACAUCGUGUGAUAACUAACUCUAGAUGCCUGAAAUGCCCACCACCGGGUAGAUAUCACUCACGUGUAGGCAAAUAGAUUCCUACCAAACGCUAGUCAAAUUCAUAUAGGAGAUACCAAUCGUAGAGAAGAAAUGCACCUAUAUAUAUAUAUAUAUAUAUAUAUAUAUAUAUAUAUAUAUGUAUGUUUC
Molecule: messenger RNA, 5242 nt
Organism: Varroa destructor (honeybee mite)
Lineage: Eukaryota; Metazoa; Arthropoda; Arachnida; Mesostigmata; Varroidae
Biological process (GO): negative regulation of transcription by RNA polymerase II
Cellular component (GO): PRC1 complex
Molecular function (GO): promoter-specific chromatin binding
Source: RefSeq, a predicted model, not a curated record